GACACAAUUGAAACUAUAGAAAACUACAUGGGCCAAAAUUGAAAUUUGCCCUUUAGAGGUCUUUGAUCCUUUCCUUUUGCUCCUCCAACGCCAAGUCAGUUCAGGUGGUGUGUAUGUUCGGCUGUGAGAACUCAUUCAACCGAAGAAACGAGGUGUGAAGAAACGAUCGGAGGAAGUGGGAAAUGGCGAGCGCAGUGGACCCAGCAGGAGAUCCGAUCCCAACAUCGGCAGUUCUGACGGCGGCGGCGAAGCACAUUCAGUUCAACUGCCAAGCGGAGAACGUGGCUUUUCUCAAGUGCAAGAAGAAGGACCCAAACCCUGAGAAGUGUCUCGACAAAGGUCGCCAAGUCACUCGAUGCGUUCUUACCCUGCUGAAAGAUCUUCAUCAGAGGUGCACGAAAGAGAUGGAUGCUUAUGUUGGAUGCAUGUAUUACAAUACAAAUGAAUUGGAUUUAUGUCGCAAAGAGCAAGACGAAUUCGAGAAAAAAUGCCCGUUAGCUUAAAAAGCAUGUCCCUAGUCCCGCCAUUUCCACAAUAAUAGGGGCAGCGUGCAAUGAGCAAAUGGCGUUACGUACAAUUUCAAUGGAUCUUGCUUUUAGAUCUGAGCUAUUUUCAUCGUAUUUGUAUGUCGGAUUUUUGCUUGGGGAAUGCUCCUUUGAAACAUGAAGCAUGAUUGACUUACUUGUGUUGCACUUUGAUAUUUAUUUUUUGACAUCUUCAUUGGAGGUGCUCUUAAAUGCCCCCCAAUAUACUAUACUAGAAAGAGAAA
Malus domestica (apple) is the source of this 769-nucleotide messenger RNA. RefSeq names its product NADH dehydrogenase [ubiquinone] 1 alpha subcomplex subunit 8-B-like. The record is from RefSeq and is a predicted model, not a curated record. Lineage: Eukaryota; Viridiplantae; Streptophyta; Magnoliopsida; Rosales; Rosaceae. Gene Ontology annotation, biological process: mitochondrial electron transport, NADH to ubiquinone.